GUUUUAUUUGAAGACAUCGUCCAGUUCUGACCAUGGACUCGCAGCCAUCGGCCCUUAGUUUCCAUCCCCUCUAGUGGGCCUUCGGGGGCUCUACUGACGUCCCUCCUUCCCUUGGUACCGGGCCGGGGAAGUGUUCUCGGGCGCGGGAGGUUCCGCAUGCCCAGGCCUGGCCAGGGGAGAUGACCGAUCCGUCGCUGGGGCUGACAGUCCCCAUGGCGCCGCCUCUGGCCCCGCUCCCUCCCCGGGACCCAAACGGGGCGGGAUCCGAGUGGAGAAAGCCCGGGGCCGUGAGCUUCGCCGACGUGGCCGUGUACUUCUCCCGGGAGGAGUGGGGCUGCCUGCGGCCCGCGCAGAGGGCCCUGUACCGGGACGUGAUGCGGGAGACCUACGGCCACCUGGGCGCGCUCGGUGAGAGCCCCACCUGCUUGCCUGGGCCCUGCGCCUCCACAGGCCCUGCCGCGCCUCUGGGAGCUGCGUGUGGAGUUGGGGGCCCCGGGGCCGGGCAGGCGGCCUCCUCGCAGCGUGGGGUUUGCGUUCUUCUCCCCCAGGAGUCGGAGGCAGCAAGCCGGCGCUCAUCUCCUGGGUGGAGGAGAAGGCCGAACUGUGGGAUCCGGCUGCCCAGGAUCCGGAGGUGGCGAAGUGUCCGACAGAAGCGGACCCAGCAGAUUCCAGAAACAAGGAAGAGGAAAGACAAAGGGAAGGGACGGGAGCCCUGGAGAAGCCCGACCCUGUGGCCGCCGGGUCUCCUGGGCUGAAGGCUCCCCAAGCCCCCUUUGCCGGGUUGGAGCAGCUGUCCAAGGCCCGGCGCCGGAGUCGCCCCCGCUUUUUUGCCCACCCCCCUGUCCCCCGAGCUGACCAGCGUCACGGCUGCUACGUGUGCGGGAAGAGCUUCGCCUGGCGCUCCACACUGGUGGAGCACAUUUACAGCCACAGGGGCGAGAAGCCCUUCCACUGCGCAGACUGCGGCAAGGGCUUCGGCCACGCUUCCUCCCUGAGCAAACACCGGGCCAUCCAUCGUGGGGAGCGGCCCCACCGCUGUCCCGAGUGUGGUCGGGCCUUCAUGCGCCGCACGGCGCUGACUUCUCACCUGCGCGUUCACACUGGCGAGAAGCCCUACCGCUGCCCGCAGUGUGGCCGCUGCUUCGGCCUGAAGACCGGCAUGGCCAAGCACCAAUGGGUCCAUCGGCCCGGGGGCGAGGGGCGUAGGGGCCGGCGCCCUGGGGGGCUGUCUGUGACCCUGACUCCUGUCCGCGGGGACCUGGACCCGCCUGUGGGCUUCCAGCUGUAUCCAGAGAUAUUCCAGGAAUGUGGGUGACGGCCUAAAAAGUGACCAUCUAGACAUUGUGGGCGGCCCGAGAUGGGCUCAGGGGCCCGAACCUCUGCAGCGGCCUGCAGGGAGGUCCCAGAAUCCACCGCAAGAGCUGGCCUGGGGUGCGGACAGUCUGAUCUUGGGCUCUCAGCAGCCUCUUCUGCCAGCACCUUGCUCCCCGCUGCCCUGGGCUCUCCAAGGCCCCCUUUGCUGAGGCAGGGCUGAGGUGAGAACCCCCCAGACCUCCAUACAGGGAAGCAAAAGCUGUUUCUCCUCCCAGAGAUGCUAAGAGGAUUGAGGUAGAGAAGAACCUUGUUUUCUCUGUUGUCUUUUUCUUUUUACUUUUUUAAUUUUUUGAGACGGAGUUUUGCUCUUGUUGCCCAGGCUGGAGUGCAAUGGUGCGAUCUCGACUCACUGCAACUUCCACCUCCUGGAGUCAAGCGAUUCUCCUGCCUCAGCCACCCAAGUAGCUGGAAUUACAGGCACCUGCCACUAUGCCCGGCUAACUUUUUGUAUUUUUAGUAGAGAUGGGGUUUCACCAUGUUGGCUAGGCUGGUCUCGAACUCCUGCCCUCAGGUGAUCCACCCACCUCUGCCUCCCAAAGUGCUGGGAUUACAGGCGUGAGCCACCUCACCUGGCCUUUUCUUUUUUAUUCUUUGACCUUCCCACAAGACAAUACCCAUUGUCUGUUUUUUUUGUUUAUUUAUUUACUUAUUAAGACAGCAUCUUGCUCCUCACCCAGGCUGGAAUGCAGUGGUGUGAACUGGGCUCACUGCAGCCUAGACCUGCUGGGCUCAAGGAAUCCUCCUGCCCCAGCCUCUCAGAUGGCUGUGACUACAGGUGGGCAACACUAUGCCUGGCUAAUUUUUAAAUUUUUUUGCAGAGAUGGGGUUCCCACUAUGUUGAUCAGGCUGGUCUCAAACUCCUCGGUUCAAGCAAUUCGCCCACCUUGGCCUCCCAAAGUGCUGGGAUUACAGGGGAGCCACUGCACUGGCCUUCAUUGUCUUUUUGCUGCACAACCUAAAAAACCAGUGACCCUGUAUUGGAUCUCGCCUGCAGUUGCUGUAUUGAUUUGGGCCCAGGCAGUGUUUUUAAGUGAUAAGAAUUAGUGAUGAAGAUCUAAAGGGAUAUUUUGCACCAAAAUCCAGGUUUCUGGCAUCUCUUGAAAAAUCCAAAGAUUUCGCAAGUUCACCUAGGCUCUCAGAAAGUCGCAGUUGUUGGGAGUUGGGCCGGAGCCAGAACUCCCAACUUACUGUGGUCCGGCCACUCAUCCCAUCAGCUCCUGACCAAGCAUGAGUAGCCAUUCAUCAUGGCUUGCUUUUAGUGUUUUUGGUGUUUAUCUUAAAGUACAGCAAAGAAGAAAGGGAAGUAUUUCUUGAACCCAUGUCUGUGUCAAAACAGUCCUUGCAUCUUUCCUGUCUUUAGGUACGCACCAUCUUUGCUGUCUUUAAGUAUGUGCCAUCAUGGGCAGAGGGGGCUAGGCCAGGAACACCUGGUGUUAGAUUUGUAGCCAGUGGCAACCGUACCCAUCUGUAUCCCCAAGUUCUACACGGAAUCCCUCCAGCACUUCACGACUCCAUUAUCCAGCUACCACUAAUUCCUUUGUGGGCAGAGUCCAGCCACGGGCAGCCCCUGCCCUGCCUCUGGUCAGGACAACACCUGCCCAAGGAGAGCAAGGGCCUGUGACCUCUGCUGGCCUGUGCGCCCUCACCUGUCACCCAGCUCAGCCCUGUGUCUGGCCUACCCAGGGAGGAAGGAACCAGAUUUAUCAGCCUGAAAGGAGGUAGAAGUUUUGGAGAAAAGACACUGUUCGGGUGUCAAGUAAUGAACUGACUUUAUUCGAACCUCAUCUCCAAUCCAAUCCCACCGUGGUCUCUCUCUCCCUCAGCUUUUCUGGGGCGGGUUGACUCGUGUGUCACUUUAUCACAGGGGCACAUGGGGUGAGAAGAGGAACCUUGGCAGUAGGAGAUACCUUUGUACCAGGUUUUAAUUUCCAGUGUACAUCUCAGUCCCCUCCCCUAACCCUCAACACAGCCUGGGGAAAGCCCAGCUUGCAACACCAGUUCUCAGCCCAGACUGACAGCCAGAUAGAUCUUGGCCCUGAGUUUGCCAAUUAAAGAUGCCGUGAUUAUUACCUA
Homo sapiens (human) is the source of this 3447-nucleotide messenger RNA. RefSeq names its product zinc finger protein 747 (gene ZNF747). Gene Ontology annotation, biological process: regulation of DNA-templated transcription. The record is from RefSeq and is marked validated. The transcript has 2 exons. NCBI's taxonomy places the organism in Eukaryota, Metazoa, Chordata, Mammalia, Primates, Hominidae. The coding region runs from base 180 to 755 and encodes 191 amino acids.